Molecule: messenger RNA, 4184 nt
Organism: Heteronotia binoei (common prickly gecko)
Lineage: Eukaryota; Metazoa; Chordata; Lepidosauria; Squamata; Gekkonidae
Gene: ADGRD2
Product: adhesion G protein-coupled receptor D2
Exons: 26
Coding region: 133-3345 (1070 amino acids)
Biological process (GO): cell surface receptor signaling pathway; adenylate cyclase-activating G protein-coupled receptor signaling pathway
Cellular component (GO): membrane
Molecular function (GO): G protein-coupled receptor activity
Source: RefSeq, a predicted model, not a curated record
GAGGCGCCUUCGAGGAACGACGAAAGGACCCUAUAGUUGGAGGCUGCGCUGGUCGGGGCCCAGGAGCGACCUAGGACCGGAAGAGUCAAGCUUUGGGUCGUCGGGAAGCAGUUUAAGGAGCAAAGAAGGAGAAUGGACAUUUGCCUACUGAUCAGCGAGGUUUGCAGACACAGAAUAUGUGGCUACUGGCUUCUUAGCUUUCUGGUUGGCCUUCCUUCGAGAAACAUCUUAGGCUUCACAGUACCUGCUGAAAAUUAUACUUCAAAAGGUCCUGUCCCGCUUAUCAUUGAGACCCGGGAACAUGUGUAUGAAUACAUGCCUGCAGCUUUGGACUGGUGGCAUGCGGACAGGUACUGCCAACAGCGUUUUGCUCAGUUGCUCUCGGAGACCUGGGAUGGUGAGUUGGCAUCUCUCAGCAAAAAACUGCAGUCCCACCAAAUCCGAAACACCAUCUGGUUAAAUGACGAGGAGGCAUUUCUGCAGAGACCCAAGCAGAGGCGAAUUCACUCCUCUCCUGUCCUGGUGUUCAAAAACAAAACAGACACAAAGUUCGUGAAGGUUCUGAUGGAUUUCCCAGUGAUGCCAGCUGUGAGCGCCUGUGCCCACAUCCAGUGGGACCCUGGGGCUGUGGAGAUUUCCACUAUCUUCUCGUACGCAGUCCCGGCCUUCAUCAAUGAGUUCCAGCUGCGUGGCUUCAUUGACGAAGAUGGCUUCAUCCGGUUUGCCAUCAUCAUUCAUGGACAUCACUCUCCAUACCUGCCAGUGUUCCGCAGUGACGGACAGUGGCAUCACUUUUGUGUCACAUGGCAGCUUCACAAUGGCACAUGGGCAAUCUAUGCCGAUGGGAAGGAGAAGGCCUCUGCCGUGGGGCUCUCUGCUUCACAAGCCAUUUAUGGCCUUGGGACUUUCAUUAUUGGGCAAGAUCAAGAUUCCCUGGGUGGAGCCUUCAAGGAGAAAGAGUCAUUCAGUGGGAACCUCACAGACCUGCAUCUUUGGCAGAGAGUCCUCAGCAGGGAGCAGAUGGAGAAAGUGCGUUCCUGCCUCUCAGUUGAGGAAGGGCUUGUCUUUGGCUGGAGUGCUGACAUCCUGGAUGUUGAAGUAAGCGUCCAGCAGGCUAUGCUGCAGCUCACCUGUCCAGGGCCUGUGGAGGAAUGCCAUGUCUUCAGAGUUGCCCCUGGAAUCCUCACUUAUGCCUCUUGCCUGCAGCCAUUACCCUUUGUCUGCCACUACAGAAAAGAUCUUUAUUACCAUCUGAAGGAAAUGCAGUCAAGCUCCAACCAUUUGUUCAUAGCUCAAGUUAACAGGCGGGCAAACACCACAGUGAUUCCUGAAAGCGUCUUCCAGGCAGAGGCUCAAGGCCUGAAUCUGUUAGCAGCCACUGAAUUCUUGGGGGUCGUGGAGACAGUCCUGACAGAGGCUGAGCCACCCACUCUGGACACAGCUGCUCUCCUGGGCGUCUUCCAGUUGCUGAGCAAGGUCUCUGACCUUGAAGUCCCCAAGGAGCCAAAGCAGCUAGCCAUGCUGGAGCAGCUGGGCCAGCACUACGCGGAAAUUGCUGGGAUAAUUCUGGAGGAGCAAAAUGCCAAGGAGUGGUCUGAGAUCCAACCGAUCAUCGGGGGGCCCAUGACAGUCGUGGACAACAUGGACAAGAUGGUUUCCAGCCUUCAGCAACUUCUGAGCACGGAGAGGCCCAGAGUCACCAUCAAGAAUAAGAACAUUGGAAUCGAAGUGCGAUGCAUUGAACUUGGCACGUUUAUGACUGACCGUGCUGCAUACAUCAUGCCAAGCCAACAUGGAGAGAAGCCUGACCAAAUUGAGGUUCCUGCAGAAGAAAUGGAGAGGCUGAGCUUGAGAGGCCUGCAUCGAAUCACAGUAACUAACACCUGGUACAACUACGGCUCCCUCCAGCACCUUCUUGGCAGCGGCAGUGCUGUGUUCAAAGAUGCAGCCGUGUCGGAUGGAGGCAGAAGGUAUCUGAGUACCCAGGUGAGUUCCUCCAUCAUCUCUUCCACCGUGGUCAGUGACUAUGAAGAGAUCAGCACCUCCGUGCAUUACCGUCUCCAGCAUCAAGCACAAGUCCAGGGCCUGCCUGAGCAGCUGGUGGAGCCAGUGUGUGCCUUCUGGGACUUCAGCAGAAGUCCUGAAGCUGGUGGAGGGUGGUCCUCCACAGGCUGCUCCGUCAUAACCUCCCACACGGAAUUUACCUCCUGCUUCUGCAACCACACCACCAACUUUGCAGUGCUGCUGCAGAUCUAUGAGGUGCAGAGGAGUGCAGAAGAGGAAUCAACCUUGAAGACCCUGACUUUUGUUGGCUGCGGUGUUUCGUUCUGUGCCCUGAUUGUCACCUUCAUUCUCUUCCUGGCUGUCGGUGUUCCCAAGAGCGAGCGGACCACCGUGCACAAAAACCUGAUCUUUGCUUUAGCAGCUGCAGAAGCCUUGCUUAUGUUCAGUGAACUGGCCAAAACCAACCAGGGAGUGUGUUUUGCAGUCACUGCCUUCCUCCAUCUCUUCUUCAUGGCUGCCUUUGCCUGGAUGCUGGUGGAAGGGCUUCUCCUCUGGAGCAAAGUGGUUGCUGUGAACAUGAGCGAGGAUCGACGGAUGCGGUUCUAUUACGUGACCGGAUGGGGGCUUCCAGUUGUUAUUGUUGGUGUGACUCUGGCAACGUCAUUCAACAAGUAUGUGGCAGACAAUCACUGUUGGCUGAAUGUGCAAACGGACAUCAUCUGGGCCUUUGUUGGGCCAGUCCUCUUUGUUCUAACGGUGAACACCUUUGUGCUUUUCCGCGUGGUGAUGGUUACGGUCUCCAGUGCACGACGGCGCACAAGGAUGCUGACACCCAACAGCAGCUUGGAGAAGCAGAUUGGCAUCCAAAUCUGGGCAACCGCUAAGCCUGUCCUGGUGCUGCUGCCCGUCCUUGGUCUCACCUGGGUGUGCGGUGUCCUGGUGCACCUCAGCAUCACCUGGGCCUACAUCUUCAUAGUGCUGAAUUCCCUCCAGGGUCUCUACAUAUUCCUGGUCUAUGCAAUCUACAACAGUGAGGUGCGAAAUGCCAUCCAGCGGAUGAAAGAAAAGAAGAAAGCUCUCUCAUUCACGAACUGCUCCCACCCCAUCAAUUACCUGUCAAGUCCAAGAAACACAUCCUGGGAAAUGGGCAAGUUCUGCCCUUCCACACCCGACAGUGCUGCCUCUCCCCAUGUAGAGAAAGACCUAUCGGUGGACAUCAACCACAAGAACAUCAGCAACAAAGGGAACUUGAGUGCCAAACUCCCAAUGGGGAUUUCCUCAGUUAUGUCACCAGAGAGACCGGCUGUGCAACUGACUGCAUUCAAAUCAUCAGGUUUCUGAGGUGUUCGUUAUCUCCUCCAUCCACCCCAAGGUAGCACAACUUUGGAAGAAUUUCUUCAGGCAGAAGACAGGAUCAAGGAACCUGCAGGCGACCAGGUUCAGUUUCGUUCAGAUCUGGCAGCAAAUGGGCAUUGUUUUGCUUAUAGCUAACUGGGCAGAUGGUCUUCAAUACACUGUCCUCCCAUAAUGGUAUUUAUCUAUUUUGGGCAAUGUUUGGUGGUUUUUUUAGGGUGCAUUGCUGGUCUUGACUGUUCAUGGACCCAGGAGACCAAACUAUUUAUCUGGGCAAGGAGGACUGAGGUAACCUAUGUGCCUCUAUAAGAAAUCUGCCAUAAGUUUCUCUUGUCAUUGAUGGAUUGUCACACUUAUUGGGAAUCAUCUGCUGGGGAAGUUCUCUACCAUGUCUAUGAGCUCCUCCCAUUAUUUCAGUGGUAUUUGUGUUGGAGGACUUCUUCCCCUUUUGACCACUCUCAUGACUCUGGAAAUAUUUUUCUUCCAAAGUAGCCUAUAAUUGUUUCCUAGUGGAUCCUGCCUGUUCUGAUGGCAGUGAUAUGACUGCAGGCCCCCAAGGGACUUUGCAGUUCUGUCUUGCCCCUGUCAUUCUGCCUCCCAAGGCUUCCAUCUCUUUCUCAACUGGCCAUGUGUUGGUGCAGACUACUCUGGCUGCAUCAGUGACAUUGGUGGAUUAAAACCUGUAUUUAACUCCACCUCUCUGGAUUUGGUGUCUGUCUGAAUUGUCCUUUCCCCAUGCAUAUGCCUGGAUGCCCCUGGAACUGAUGCAUUAGAAAUCUGUAAAAAGUUUGUUGUUUUUCAAUUAAGACAAGGUUUGUGAGUUAAAA